This is a messenger RNA of Erythranthe guttata (spotted monkey flower), 780 nucleotides long. RefSeq lists its product as uncharacterized. Lineage: Eukaryota; Viridiplantae; Streptophyta; Magnoliopsida; Lamiales; Phrymaceae. The record is from RefSeq and is a predicted model, not a curated record. Gene Ontology annotation, biological process: box C/D snoRNP assembly. Gene Ontology annotation, molecular function: box C/D methylation guide snoRNP complex binding.
CUUUCCCCUCUCUUCUCUCUCUCUCCUCUCUCCUUUCUCUCUCUACUCUCUUCUCUCUCAUGGCGGAAAACAACAGCAAAGACCUCUUGAAGCUGGAGGCCGACGCCCCCUCCUCCUCCUCCUCAUCUUUAGAAUCAAAGCUCUUUGUUUGCAAAAAAGACAGCUCUUUUUCUGUGUCUGAUGCACCGCCCCAAACGAAGCCCACCAUGUUACCUCUUCCCAAGAGUCAAUUUCUUGGAAAAGUAAAGGACUUUUUAGGCGUUAUAUCGGAAUCGAACAAAAAGUUGUUGGAAGACGCAAAGGAAAAUCCCGAAAAAUAUGAUAUGGAAGUGCUGAGCGGAAACGAAUCCAAAUUCAUUGAAAUGGAUCUGAUGCUGGGUAUUGCCGAUCUUCAUACACCAGAGGCUGUAGCAGCUGCAGAGUCUGCCAUGGCUGGUCGCCCACCGGUAAUUAAUUUAUCAGAUAGUAAUGAUAGUAGCAGUGACGAUGAUGAUGAAGCGGGCCCACAAUCCGUUAAGUCUGAAUCGGAGGAUGCUGUAAGAGAUACUACUACUGCAUCAUGUAAUGGAUCGAGGAAAAAGAAACCGAAAAAGAAAACUAAGAUUGUUGAGCUGUCGUAAAAUCAUCGUAUGAAGUGUGAGAUAUAUUCUUUUAAGAGUAGUUUGAAGAAGUCGUUGUCUGGUAAUGCAUAAUCGAAACUGGAAAUCAAAAGACUAAAGUCUGAGAUGGGUUAUUUGUGCUUCCCCUAAUGCAUUUUACCUAUUCUUGGUGGUUUAUUUA